GCCACCGCCACCGCCGCCGCAGCGAGCCCUGAUAUAAGGCAGGCCUGGGGCAGCGACCUGGAGCACACCGCACCCGCCAGGAGCAUCGUUCGCGCACCCGCGUGUACACGCCGCCGUCAGGCCAGGACAUCUAUCAAGCAUCUGAAGUUCACUGAGAGCAGUGCUUAAAUUUAAAAUGAGCAUUCGACGAAGAUUGUUACUUCCUCUUCUAGUGAUAGCGUCUCUGGCAUGUAUUGCAGAUUCCAAUGUCACUGACAUCUACGCUACAUUGUGGAAUACCCCUAUCUGCCGAGAAAAAAUGUCCUUACUUUUUUUGACAGCGGGGCAGUGUCGAGACUCUACAUGCGGGCCCAACGCCAAAUGUGCCAGUACGGGCCGUCGGUGUGUGUGUAGUCCGGGUUAUUAUGGUCGGCCUCCUUUCAAGCAAUGCCGCCUAGAAAGUGAUCCAGAAUGUAUCAAUGAUGUGGGGUGUCCAGACAACCAAGCAUGCCGUGAUCGCUUAUGUUUAAGUCCUUGUGGUUGGACAUGCUCUCCAGAUCAUAGGUGUAUCGUACAGAACCACAAGGCUAAAUGUGGACCUAGCAUCUACCCCACUGCAGCACCAAGACCAGUGGCAUAGUUAUUUGCAGGCUGAACGCAGAUAUAUUUCCUAGAGUUUCAAACAUUAUGAACCAAGAAAUGAAGUUAUCAACACAAAAGUAUGGAUUGAAUGUAUAUAUUUAUUAAAUGAAGAUGAUGAUGUUUUAAAUGCAAAACUCAGAUUGAAAUGCUUCAUUUAAUUAAUGAAGUAGCAAAUUAAUGUGAAUUUUAAAAAUUUCUUGGAAAUAUUAAAAAGAUAUUUGCUUUAUCUAAUACUAAAAAAUUGGAAUUGAUUUUAUUGAAAACCGUUAUUAAAAAACACAGAAGAAAAAACCCAAAAAGAACAAUAAAAUACUUAUAUUUUUUAAGAAAGAGCUUGUGUCUGAUCUUUUUAUUGUUAA
This is a messenger RNA of Gryllus bimaculatus (two-spotted cricket), 980 nucleotides long. Lineage: Eukaryota; Metazoa; Arthropoda; Insecta; Orthoptera; Gryllidae. The record is from the annotation of a GenBank genome assembly.